GGGAAGCACCGACCAUGAAAUGAAUACUCUGUGCGAUUGCGGAGCUUCAGCUGCAAUUUUCUAUGGAUGUAAUUGUCUUUCCCACACCAAUAAAGAAUAAUUAUUCCCGUCUUCCCUCACUAGGUGGCUGCUUCCCCUUGCUGUGCUGGGUUGGUGCGGCGAGGGUUCGGUGGUAGCGAUGUCCCCGAGAAAAGAAGGCAAACAUUUCUGGGUUUGCAGGCCGUUGCGCGACCCAUAUCCUUGAACGUCUCUCUCGUCGUCUCGUUUUGGUUGGGUGACACUCUUUUGAUCUGAUUCCAGGUUCUUAUGUAGCUUUAAUUUCGGUGAGGAACUGAAGGAAGCGGUUCAUCUUCCACGAUAGGGGUUUUUCUUUUUGUGGUUGAUUUAGUCAUCUAAGAUUCAGCUAAAAGUACAUCAACAAAAGGAAUUGGGGUUUAGGGUUUUGGAACAUGGAAGCUAGGGAGCUUCCAAGAGUGAGCUCGUUGCAGCCUCCAACUGUGGUGGUGGGUCCUGGCUCUUAUGGAGCUGGAGGAUCGACGAUUGAUCCCGUGGUGGCACCGAAUACAGCUGGAAUGAUGCAGGGCAUGCGCCUUUCCUUCACUCCCAUGGCUUCUUCGGCACCUAAGCCAGUGGAUACGACUGGUUCUUUGUACCAAGGAGAUGAUGUCUCGGGAAUGCGGCAAACCAGUGUAUUUAACAUGGGUGAGCUAACGAAGAAGAAGAGAGGAAGACCAAGAAAAUAUGGACCUGAUGGUAGCAUGUCUUUGGCGCUAACACCUCCAUCUUCUGCUUUGGGAUUCUCAAGCAAUCCAUUGUCUGAUCCAGCAGCUAAGCACCGAGGCCGUCCUCCAGGGUCGGGGAAAAAGCAACAACUUGAUGCAUUGGGUGCCCCAGGGAUUGGUUUUACUCCUCAUAUUAUCACUGUCAAAGUUGGAGAGGACAUAGCUUCAAAAAUUAUGGCCUUCUCACAGCAAGGGUCUAGGACCGUCUGUGUGCUGUCAGCAAACGGUGCCAUCUCUGAUGUAACACUGCGGCAGCCGGCAAUCUCUGGUGGAACAGUAACUUAUGAGGGACGCUUUGAUAUCAUCUCUCUUUCAGGUUCCUUCCUGCUCACAGAAGAGGGUAGCACUCGUAGUAGAAGCGGUGGAUUGAGUGUCGCAAUUGCAGGAUCUGAUGGCCGAAUUCUUGGUGGUGGGGUUGCCGGAAUGCUUGUGGCAGCAACACCUGUGCAGGUUGUGGUGGCAAGCUUUAUCACCGAAAAGAAAAAGCCACACCCUGAGCCAUUGAGGUGGGAACCUUCAUCAGCUCCACCGCAGAUGGCCAGCUUUGGAGCAACUCUAACAGUCAGCCCACCCACUGAACGCACGUCAAGUGAAUCUUCUGACGACCGUGGUAGCCCAACAAAUCAAAACGGUGGCACCUGCGACAACUCUACUCAGCAUGUUCAAUCUGCGUAUCCAUCUUUCAUCAGUUGGUCACACUCUGUAAACGAGAACAGGCAUAACUCCGACAUGAAAGUAAUGCCUCUCUAACAAGAUUAUGUCGCAAGCAUCGCUUCAUGUCUAGUUGUUUGUAGUAAGACGGUAGUACCAGCAGUCAAAUCACUGAUUCAGUAGCCACUAAUUACUGUCAAAGCUUACAACUAGAGGGCUUCACAUAAAUGGCAUUCCAGAAGCAUAUAUCUAGGCGUAUGUUCUGAGGACACUGCUGCCGUUCUGUAGUAUUUUCUUUGUCUUCAUCUAUCAGUUCAAUUUCUGUUGGUAACUAAAGACACCUUAUUUUCUUCAA
Molecule: messenger RNA, 1788 nt
Organism: Musa acuminata AAA Group (dessert banana)
Lineage: Eukaryota; Viridiplantae; Streptophyta; Magnoliopsida; Zingiberales; Musaceae
Product: AT-hook motif nuclear-localized protein 10-like
Exons: 6
Coding region: 450-1532 (360 amino acids)
Molecular function (GO): minor groove of adenine-thymine-rich DNA binding
Source: RefSeq, a predicted model, not a curated record